UUUUGAAACCAUAUAUAAAUUGGGGAAAUUUCUGAGGUAGUCAUGUGGCAUGAAGCUAUUAAGUGGAUGAUAGUUACACUUGUAACCUAAAACCAUCUAGACAAACGCUAACUCUUGGCAAACAAGGGGGUGUCAUAUCCGUUCAUGACAUGAUAGAUUUCAAAAUAUAAACCAUAGACAUUAAAACAAGAAUAUCUUCCGCGAUUGAAACAGCAUUGUCAUACAUUUCUCCUUGAAGGUUUUCAAAUAAAGAAAGAGGACAAAUUAUCUCAGUUUCUCAAUGCUUUGGCAAAUUUGGUAAGUUUAUGUAGAUUAGUAAACUAGGUAUUUGUUUGCCUAAUUUAUUCGCGAGGUAUUAAUGCGGAGGAACAUGCGAAGACACAUAACAUGCGCCACAAGUUAGCAGCGCUAUUUCCGCAAAUUGUUCAAAGGUCUUCGACUUCCCUUAAGAAGUGGGGCGAUCUUUCAUUAAUUUACUCAAACCACAGAGCGCUAUUUUUCACAGCGUCCAUCUAAUUUGCUAUUGUUUGUUUUGGCGCGGGUCGUUUACAAUGUAGCGCAGGACAUAUAUCAUCAUUUACAUGAAAUGCGCACGUAUCUGAGGGUAUAUUAGGUCACUAAGCUUACUUCAUACCAGACUAUUAUUUCUGAGUUACUGUGCUAUCCGAAACUCGCGUUUAAUGCUAAUGAGUUGUUUUACAGUCUACUAGAUGUGAAAGAGUGUUUGUCUCCGUAUGCAGACAGCACGGGUUUAAUUUAUUAUUUAUAUACUUUAGUGUAUUCAGGGAGGCACAUUUGACUGCGGUUAAGCGUUGACUUGACACAUUCAGGAGUAUUGAAAUGUGAAACGCGUAUGAUUCUCUUUAUUUUAUCCAACUCCGGUAAAUGUAUUUGUAUAAAUUUGUCUAAAUAUACUCCGUAUAUACCCAGAAGAUUGAUCAAUACAGAUAAAAUCACAUUAAGUCUAUGACUUACGAUUACUAAACAUGUGCAUUGGUUGAUUAGAUCUCCAAUUUUCUUUUGUAUUCGGAUAGACGAAAACAACAAUACAAGUUUCUAUAAUGUUGGACAUCGAAUUUGUUUCAAAGUGCAUUUUGUUUGACAACAGAAUGUAUUAAUAACGCAUUUGAGCGGCAGCGGCAUUCCCCUUGACGAAUAAAUUCGUUUGGCGUUAAACAGAGUAAAAUAAUAAAGGCAAGUAUUCAACUAUUUUACUACUAUUCAAUCAUUUGAAUAUGCAAACUUUCGCUCAGAGAAUAAUCGGUUUCCGUACGGUUGAAAUUAGAAAUGCACAUAUGCAGAAGACAAAAUAAUGAAAAUAUGCUAGUGCAAAAAAUAUUUAAUGACAGUUCCAUGGCUAUACCGUGACAGGGCCGUAGGAAGCUCUUUUCGAUUGGGGGCACGAGGAAAUUUUUAAAUCUAGAGUCUCUGAAAUGCCAUUUCCUUUGGGGAAGAUUUGACAGAAUUCUGAUAGUCAGAAAACAGCGUUUUAGUAUGUCGAAAUUUACAAUUUAGUAGUACUAAAUAGGCGAAGGCGUAUUUAAUUAACUAUAUAUUGAAUAAGUUGCAGGUAAGUAUGGGUAAUACCUUCAUUCUUUGCAGUUUGUCACGGAUUAAAUGAUAAAGGUGUGUAUGAUUUUGAAAAAAGAAUGAUUAUUAGCAAAUUAUUGGGGGGGGGCUGCAGACCCCCAGCCCCCCCCCCCCGGUUGCCACGGCCCUGAGCGAAACACAGGUGAUGAUUGAACAGUGUAAUACGUUGACACGCAUAUUCUAAUCCUUCCAAUCUCACUACAUGUUAUAGUUCAAAUUUAUCCCUGCGCAGAACGUGUCAUUUGGAUGCGCAGUGGAAUCUCCGAAUUACGUAAAACUUUGGAUUUAAGUAGAAAAUAUCUUGACAAGUUGCCAUUUUGUUAAUGUACAUUUUGGAAUUAGGAAAUGCUGUUUGACUGUUUAAUUGGUAAAAUCCUGCUCUGCGAUCCUCGCUUAGCUCCAUGAAUUGAUAUAAUACAUAUGAAUGAAUGUCUAUGUACAAAUUUAUAGUAUCUAUCUCAGGGCAGGUGUCAUUCGCAUACAGAAAUAUUUUAUUUGCUGGAUUAAACGUAGCUUAGCCUGUAAGUAAAAUACCUUAACAGGUUUAAAAUAACAUGCAAUGUGUACCUUAGCAGUCAGUACGCAUUUUUCUUGCCCAGAUUGUAUCCUUGCAUAAUUAAAUUUACUCAAAUGAAUAAACACAACUUAUAAGAGGUUUUGGGGGGAUAGAUGUUUAAUAGAGCCAUUUUGGGUACGAAUUUUCGGAUGAAGAAUUUAACAAGUAUAAAAGUUGGUACACAGGGCGUACAAUUCCAACGCGAAGUUGAAAAAUUAACGCGCCAAAUUAAAUAUACAGGGUGUGUCAAAAAAGGAAACCUUUAGAAAUUAUCCUGUUGUUAUAAUUUGAAUGCCUGAGCACUAUGUUGAACGCACAAGUGCGUAAGAUAUUGACAGGGUGCUUAUAUUAAAGAAGGAGAGCUUUAGAAAUUAAAAUAUCCUUGUUAAGCACAAGAUUUUCUGCUGCUGGGAAUUUAAAAUAGCUUCUAAUAGCAUAAAGGAGAAUAACUACACAAAAAAUGGUCAAAUUACAAAUUAGUCAUACUAUCGGUAUGUGUGUCGAUAUAAUGUCACAGAAUAGUAUGGCAAUGUUUAUACGCUAUCAAAAAAGCGUAUAUUAGCGUAUAUUUUUGAAAGAGUGUUGUGAAUUUGGGUUUGAAACUAAAAACUGAACAGCUGGAAAUCGUUGAGACGUUUUGGCAAGUUUUCUCAUUGGAUAUCUGCCUUGACAAGUCGAAGAGCAUGAACUACAAUAGUAAUAAAUUAAGUAUAUUUAUAGUUAUUACUCACACUGCAUCAUGCACACGGAUUUCAGAAAAUAUGAUUGGUUGGAUUGGAAAUAAAUUAUCAUAGUAAUUAGUGGGCGGUUAUCAAAUUUCCUUGAGAUUGUUGCAGGCUCUCAUUUACCCAUUGAGCCUGCCACGCAGGUUACCCUACACAGGGUGUCCCCCAAAAAGUAGAUCUUUUGAAAUUUUUCUAUUUUAAUAAUUUGAAUGCCUGAGCAUUAUGCUGAACGCAGGAAAGCGUAAAAUACAGGGUGUAUUGAAAUACAGACCUUAGAUUAAUAAAUAAUUCGUUAUUUCAAUAGUUUUUGUGGGACGCCCUAUAGAUCUGUAAAAUAGAACAAUGGUAACUCGACAUCUCUAAAGUUGUAAAUGGGUCGCAACGAUGUAAACAACGUUACAAAAAUUGGCUGUGUUUGUGUAUGUUUAUUUAUUUAUUUACAUAUUUGUUCAUACCAUUAUGAUUGUUUUCCAGAUAACGAGUGUUUGAAUUGUUCUCGUACAUUUUGCAGUCAUGGACAAGAAACCCAAGCCAAAACCACGAACAAGGUAUAAGAUUUAAUUUUUAAGUCAUUAAAUAUUCAUGAGCAAAACACGAACGAAACUAUUAAGGUUCUCUUAAAAUGACGCCUGCCUGGUUUCCAUAUAUGGUCGUAAUGUUGGAAAAAUAGAGCCCUUAACUUAUGAUUUAUAUAUGUAAACCACAUAUAAAUCAUAAGUAUUCUCUAGUUAGAAUCACUCCACGUAUUAUUUCCAGUUCGCAAUUGUUGUAUUUCAGCUGAUGAGAAAGAUCGUGUCAUCGUGACUUGAUCUUUACGAGCAGGCUUAAAUAUCUUAUAUACACUAUGAUAGUGCAUCUAAUUAUUCUGCAAUUCAAAAAUUGAAGCCGUGAUUGCAGUCUCAGGUCGUUCCCAUGAAAUGAGAAGAUUCGUAUAUUUCCUAUUUCUUAAACAGGGAACUUAAAUAUUAAGUUAACUCUAUUCCAAAUACAUUUUUAAAGUAUUCAAAUGAUGAAAGUUAUUGUUGUUGUUUAAGCGUUUAUUAGCGAGUGGGAACGACCAACAUGGCCGCCAUCUAUUCAAAUGGGGGUAACCGCUGGAAUAUUCUUGGCUUCAAUUUUACUAAAAGAGAUGCGCUAUCUAGUGUAUAUAAGAUAUCUAUGCUUAAGAUGUAGAACGGCAAAGCGACGACGACGCGGCCAUGCAAAACAAAUUCAUUCAAAUAAACGAUUAUAAAGAAAGCUUAUCGUAUAUUAUCAAUCGUAUGAAUUUAAUACGGCAGCCCGAAGAGAACUAAACAGAGGCUUUUAUUGAGUAGAGUUCCACAUUAGUACUGAACCAAUUUGCCGAGUACCCACUUCUUACAUACUAAAAUGCAAACGUUGUACACAAGAUGAAAAAUCUCUGGUUCACCGGUUGUAAACGGACCGUGGACGACUUCUAAAUCUCCCGUGGGAUCUUAAAUAUUAUUAAUUUCAUUAUGGUUCUAGAUCAUAUAAUAGCGAACUUAAGUUGAGCUAAAUCUAGCACGCGGACGUGACAAAAAAGACAGUUACUUAUGCUUUUCUUUUGGCCAUUUGUUACAGUUUAAAUUUGUUUUUCACCUGUGUCCUUCUUUGUUGACAAAAAGAAUCCAUAUUUUUUACCCGCGUGUUGCUGACACUGCGAAUUUAGGGUGUAUUUUUUGUCACAUCAAGAUUUACCUCAGGUCUCUGUUGUCUUCAUAAAAACUCGGCUAGUGGCUCGUUUUUAAACACACUUCUAGCCAGCAAUAAACGCUUUCUCGUUUAUUUUAUAUUACCAUCAUUAGUAAUUUAGUAUAGUUGUCUAGUAAAAACGUUAUAUUUUAAACACGCUGACCAUGUCAACUUAAGCUGCUUUCCACGAGGGCGUGCAAAAAGAAUAAGAAAUUAGGAGAAGUAAGCUAUUUACAGGGAUUUGGAAAAGAACUAAGUCACAUUGUCUAUUGGUCUAUUUACAACGUACGUUAUUCUAUUGUUACGGUCAAAGGUGUGAGUAGUAAUUUUAUUUUUAACACAAGAGAGAGAUUUGCUCUCCCUUAUCUGGUAGUUUAUUUAUUUAUUUAUUUUACAACGUGAAUAAAAUAUUGUACGUGAAUAAAAUAUUAAAUUUAAGAAAAUACAUAUAGAUGAAGGAAAAAUAAGAAUCCCAAGAAUUAAGACCAACCAAAGAAACAUUAACACACUGAUAUAUUCGAACAAAUAUUAACAGUAUUCGAACAAAUGUUAACAUGAAAAGUGCAUGAAAUGAACCUUUAAAAGCAACAAGUUGGGUUGUACAGUAGGAACGACACUUGGAACGAUAAGUUUGAAAAGGUAGUGAGAAUACAGAUUGUUUUGGAAAGAGGAAAUAGAGGUACAUUCAAAUAAUCCAGUUGAAAAACGAGUCUCCUUGGUAAACAGAGAGAACUUGAUAUGCCUAGGGACGAAACGUCGAUAUUACGUGGGGGGGGGAGGGUGAGCUUGUUUUGCCCGACCAAAAGGGCGUAUGUUGAGUUAUAUAAGAGGAAGUACUUCAUGUUGUGCAGUUAUAGUUAACUCGUUUCCAGUAUAGCAGGCAGAUUUUUCGUAAGUUUUUUUUCUAAUAUAAAUAUAAUAGAAUUUUUUUUCAAAUUGUAUGGAUAUAGCUUACGAGAUCAGCUAAUAGAAACUGGGGAAGGGAGGUCCACACCGCCCGGCAGUUUCGCCCCUGGAUAAUGCCUCGAAGUUCAUAGUUUGUUAUUUCAAUUUCAUGAGUGAAAAGACGUGUCAGUGACCGGAUUUGGGCCCCAUUUUAUUUAGAAGCCUGAACAUUGGUUUUGCUUUUUUCCUCUCUAUUUUAAGAAGCUCCCAGCCUAAUGGCUUAAUGCAAUGCUGAAAGUCUGGAUGCUUCCUUGCUGGAUUCUUCCUCGAGCUAAAAAAUGUCCUUAUUUUUGGUGAUACCCUUAACAUUAUGCCAAGUUGUGUGAUUUUAUCAUCUAAUGCACAUGACAAUUUUGUUAUCUUACUUUACAUUAUACAUGAACAAAAUCAUACGAAAAAAGUUCUCUCUAGACUGGAGGGAACUUUUUCAGGCAAGUAGCUAUACGAAGCACUUCAGAUAAGAAUGCAGAUUGUGUUUGUGUAGUAUUAAUGUAUGCAGUCUUAAAAUGCAAAUGAAAGAAUCAUUAAGAACCGGUCCUUCUCUUCAUAAACGUGUGGCAUUAUGCAUUCCAUAUUUUCAAACAAUUAAACGACGUUUAAGCAAUGUUUCCACGCUGUUCGACGGAACGAUUAGACAUACUCGAAGUCAUUCUAUACCACAGCUUUCCGGUGAUAAGAAAACAUUUGCGAGCGCUCAAGUCAAACUGUGCAUAAUUUUCACACAAGAGCAGUCUCGGCAAAUGCAAUUACUAUACGAGGUCUUGGCGUGAUAUGAUCUGAAGCGGCGACCCUAUGGGCUUCAUUUUCUACUCAAAAGCGAUCCCAGUUAGUCUCGAGAUUAAAACCAAGAUACCUUCGAUUUGGGAGGAAUUGUAUGGCAUAUAACUUCAAGAUAAUUUCAAUUUAGUUUGAAGAAAUCACACAACAUUGUCAUUUGCAGAAUAAUAUCAAAAGGUAAACAGCCACAAAGUUUGCUCAAGGUUUGCGAGUGUAAUCCCUUACAUAUGUUGUUGAUUAAGGAGCGAAUGAUGCUAAAUAUAUUCUAGUUUAAAUUGGGGUUGUUUGCUAGUGGAUUUUAAGAUUAGUCUGCGAUGUUUAUAUCAAGUCGUAUUUGCAAAUGUGGGGGCGCGAAAUUAAGUUGUUGAAUGUUGGCCAUAAUUAGCACCUCCGAAUCAAAUACAUGAUAUGUGUACUGAACAUUUUUCGUUAUUGUAAGAAAUUUUGUUCGGCUAUUUUCGCUAUUUUACUCAUGUCAUUGGAAUUGAUUGCUCGCUCACAUUAUUUUCUGCAACUAAAAGGCGUUUAUUAUAACGGAAAGCCCUCUUUAAAACCGACAAAAGCGUUCGUGAGUCGUCCUGUCUAACUAAAGUGUUUAUUAUGCUCCCAUACUGCAAAGCUAGUUGAGCAUAUCCCCAUAUCCCUUUUUUGUAGAUUUAAUCUAAUUCAAACUGUAAAAUAUUCUAUAUAGAUACUAAUACUAUAAAUCUUAUUAAAUGUUAAGCUGAUAAGUUGUAUGUCAUAGCAUACUGCUAUUAUAUUCGCUAAAUACAGAAGCAAUUGAUUUAGUCCUAGCCCUAGGAUGACAAAUCCAUUCGUUGGCAGUUUAUUCGUGCGGAAUUUUUGUCUUGAAAUAUUCAUAUAUGAAUGUAGAAUGGAAAAUUGAUCGAAACUGCAGUCGUUGCCAUGCACGUUGGUAUCAUACAGCAGUCAAACUGUUUAUAUUUCGUUUUAUUUCAAAUUAAUUAUUAGUACAGCUACGGGAACGUAAUUGUAUAACGUAUCAUUUCAUGUUGGUAGUAAAUCUAAUUUUAAAUUUACACUUCGGACAACAAAUGUUUGGUUUCUAAGUGUGUAAAGCAAAUCGAACCUGCCUGGGCAAAACACUGCCAUGGCGCAAAUUGCUUUAGUCACAGCUUGUUUUACAGAACAAUGCAAUUGAAAUUUCGUUUUUGUCUUCUGAAGACCUUAUGACUUGCAUAACAUAUACAUUGCAUAACACACUCAGACGAGAUAUUGGUCUCAGCGCUUUCGUCUAUAGUUAUUUUAACAGUUUUAUUGUAUGUUAAACACAUGAGCUGUAAAUGUUUUUAAGCAAUUCACUUUUGGUAUUUGCUUGAGGCAUUUCACGUUGAAUUUCGUUUGCAUUUUGCGAUACAAUUCGGAAUUAACGUAGUCACAAUUAUAGAUACAAAUACAUUCUAAUUUUUCUAAAUUUCUUUCAACUUGGUGAUUAAUGUCGCAAAACAGAUACAUUAAAUGUUUCAGGGAACUGACUGAGUGUUAAAAAUGAGUCAGUUCUCUCAAGAAUUUCUUACAAAUCCUUCAAAAUUUCGAAUUUACCUACGCAAAAAUCCAACUGUGAUCACAUGCAGAAACUUCGACAAAGUGUAAACUAGCCUAUACCUUGAGUGUGUGGAAUUUUACAGUAUUACUAUAUUGGUUAAACAUCUCCAUAUAAAAUCGUUGGAACAAGGAAAUUAAGUUCAGUCUAUAAAUGUUUAAACCCUUCAAUGUGCGCCUGACAAUUCACGAUUACAAGUCAUAGCAUGUGGUACUAUGACAAUGUAUGUUUUCCAACAUGAUAUCCGAGCUUCUAAUUUGCAUUCGGUAGCCUAUACAUUUUGCAUUAGGUAAAAAAUAUCAGCCCAACCGCUACACUUACCACAAGCCUCGUUCGUUAAAAAAUCAUUCUCUAGUUUUAUUCAGUUCAUGUGUUGAAACGUUUUACUGAAGGCACAUGCAGGAUGUAAUGAUUUAAAAGGCGAAGCAAUUUUAAUUAGUAUUAAAUAAUUAACCAACACAAUUGUCCUGUACUCACUCUGUAGGCUGUACAAGAUGUGUAGCUAUAUAUAAAUGCAUUUUAUACUGCAUGCACUGCAAUGCAUUUCAUUUCGUUUCUUUUUACGUUGCCUGAUUCAGUGAUUGUUUUCGACAAUUUUAUUCAUGCAUAACGAUAUUCCAUAAACAGUUUAAACGCAGGAGCCAAUAUCAACCAUAGCUUGGUCACGACAAAAUAUAAUUGGCAAAAUGCCUUGUAUUUUGUAAUUCCGGUUUUCGACAUGGUAUCUGACUGUGUGGCUGACGGUUUAAUGGAUUGUGGUCGAAUUUACGACAAUAUUUACACAAGUUACAAGGCAUAACAACUGGUGUUAAUCCUUAGUAAAGUUCUGUUUCCGUAGCGGGCAAUUGUGGGCAUUAACAUAGUCGAAAUUCAUUUAUAUCGUGUAUCUAAAAUGGAGUCCACUUUUAAUGGGUUUGAAGACGAACACGAGGAGAGUUUUGACAAUGUCAAUGAGUAAGUGUUACGUUUGUAUUUUAAAUAUACGAAAACUUGUACUCAUUACUACAACCGGUUUAAACAACAGCUGUGUAUGACUAUAACUCAUAAAUAUAUGUUGAACUUGACAUGCACAUUCAUCUAGCAAUAGCAUUAUCAUCGACCAUUCAUAUAUUGACAUUGGUUCUUAUUUUUUGCCAUUUUUGUAUAGAAUAUAUAUUUCUUUAUGAUCUGUAUCAAUUUGUCAAUAAUUGAAACUAUAUUAGUUUAAUUAACUAUUAUCUGUGAUAUAACAUAAAUAAUUUAAAUGGAUUUUUAGUUGCUUUCAUUGACAUCAAUUGAAAACAAAUUUUUAGUAUAUUAUCGAGUGAGACAGAGCUCAAUAUAUCAAUAGUAUAUUAUAUAUUCUAUAUUCUAUAACUGAUAAUUUGAAAUAUAGUUUAUGCUAUAAUAACAUAUAAAAUAGUCUAUUAAUCAGCUAUAAUUGCAUGUCCGCUGUUUCAUUGACAUUGCAUUGUUUCUCAAAUUCUUUGCAUUUUUUGUAAGGAAACACAUAUUUCGUUAUCCGAAAUUUAAAUCGUAAAACAAUGAUAACAGUUAAAUUUAUCAAAUAAUAAACUAUGUUUAUAGCUAAAUUGUCAUGUUCAUUAUUAUAUUAACGAUUGUAUUUUUAUGAUCGAAUAGCUAAACUGACCAUAUAUGUACAAACAUGAUAACUUUCCUAAACUUAAAGUGUGUAUUUGAUCUAAAAUUGUCGUUAUUUGAAUUUUUGCUAAUUGAAUAUGUCAAUUUUGUAUAUAUAUAUAUAUAUAUAGAUACCGAUUUAUCUCUUUUUAUAAUGUAUAAAUGAUAUAUCUCACAUUAAUUAUCCAUAAUGAUGUAUGUACAAUUAUCCAUAAUGAUGUAUGUACAAUUGUUAGACCGAUUUACACUAAACAACUUUUGCUUAAAACUGUCGAAUGCAACCUGCUUAUAACUUAGGUUAAUUGUACUGUGAAAAUCAAACACAUACAACUCACGUACCUACUGUACGUUGUCGUAAGCUACUUGUGUACUUGAUUUACACAGUACAACUCAUGUUGUAAGCAUGUUGCAUUCGACAGUUGUGUGUAGUGUAAUUGUAAUUAGAAAAUAAAAUGUUAUCACUAUAUUUAUCCAAUUUUUCAAUCAUUUCUACAUUUCUUGCAUAUGAAUAACUUUACCAAAAAUUUUAAUGGGAGUACUAUUACACAUAUAUUAAUAGUCUGCUUUUUUCACUUCCGUCUACAGCCUUGCAGCAUAUAUGUAGAAGUCUGGAAGACUGUAUAAUACCGCAAUUAUUUGUCCCUGGAAUUCUUUUUUAAUAUAUUGACGUCCUGUUGUGUAGAAUUUUGGAACUUUAUUAAUUAAACAUUCUAAAACCAAGGCAGCCAGACAUUUUUAAGAUAUGUGUUCUUAUUUACUUCAAAAUCUUUGUUUUUAGCCUUGAUUUACUUCAAAAUCACAUCAGCCGUACUAUUGUCAUUUAAUCCAAUGAGUAUUUAAAUUUCUGGGGGGAGGGGGUUUGCAAAUUUCCUCUAGGUAGGGGAGAAAAAUUUUGAGGGUCUGUCUAUGACUGUAGCUUUAUUUUACUUUACUUUACUUUACUUCAAAAGUGUUUAUGAAAUUAAAUUUUGCCCAUAUUUUUUUAUUGCAUCACUGAAAAGUAUGUUUAAAAUAAUAAAGAAUGGCGGUUAUAGUUUAUUCAUAUCUCAUUUCAUUCCCAAGUUAUAGUACUUUUUGUUAUUUCGAGUUAUAACGUUACUGGUUGUGUUUGAGAUGGAAGCAAAUGGGAGAAAGUCUAAUAUCCCAGACGUGCUUCAACAAAAUUAAAUGAAAUUUGGUACAGUUGGCAAGUGCACUUGGCCAAACAUUUUGGUAUGUUUAUAUUGUUGUCAUGGCAACAAACUAGCUACCAGGUCUCUCUCUUCCAUUUACCUAAUCCUUUCCCUUCAAGGAAAUAUAAUGCAAUUUUUGCAAUUUUCAUUUAUUGAUAUAGUUCUUACAGACGUUGAGCUAAGUUUAAGGUGUUAACGUUUAAGCUACAAACGUGUUUUUUUUUGUUGUUUUUUUUUCUCUGUUGGUGUUAUGUACUAUAUCUCAAAUGUUUGUUGUAAAGCAUCCAUAUGGUAACUAGUCGGUUGUCAUAACAAACAUAUAAAUAUACAAAAGGUUUUCUUAAGUGUACUUUACUAUAAUCGUACGAAAUAUCAUUUACUAUUGUUCAAUCACCUCUGAGAUAUUAGACUCUCUUCUUUUUGCUACCAUCUCCAGCCCAACCAGUGGGCCUCAUAGCUCAAAAUACAGAAUGCCUGGUAACUUGGGAAUGAGAUGAGAUAUGAACAAACUGUAAAAGCCAUUCGUCACUAUUUUGGACACACUUUCGAGUGAUGCAAUAAAAAAUUGGGGUAAAAUUUCAUUUCAUAAACACGUCUGAAUUGCUUUGUCUGAACUAUUUCUUUGCUUGCAUAGCGUUGAACUUUGUUCUUUGUAUUCUUUGUUGGUGGAAAUAUCCACGUGAUAUACAGUAUAGCUACAUUUUGCAAAGAUUUCGAUCCAUCAGCGCUGAUCUUCAUAUGCUUUCAAGGUCCUAUCAGUUUUACAUGAAAAGGUCAUGCAUAUAUAAAGUUCGACAACGCUUGUUGUAUAGUAAUUAAUUGCACUGGUGAUUAUUGAUGAUCGUCGAUUGUUUAGUUCCACGUGAAAUGGACAGCCAUUCAUACAGAUUAUAAAUAACACCAGAGAGGGCAUCAUAAUCUUAAUUCAAUCAAAGAAAGGGAAUGCGGGUAUUGAGGGGCAAACAAUUAAAAUGCUAAAUUAAGAACUAGUUUGAGCCAAAAUCUCUAAAUUCUUUGGUUGAUUUUUACCAAGCAUUUAUACCUCAAUUUUGUCUAUAACACAAUCAGUUUGAGAGCGCUCCAAAAUAAUGCUGAUGUCAGCAAUGUUGAUCUUUUCAAGAGGAAUUAAUUGUUUGAAUUCAAAAUUUGGGGGGAAUGUUUGUAGUAAUGACAUGAAAAACAUAUAAAACACCCAGUUUUGUGACUCUUGUUCUAAAUUUUCUGGUUUCAAGUGUAACCUAAGAAUUGUGCGGUGUUCAUCUGGGAUUUCAAUUUGCCCCCCAUUACCGCGCUCCCAAAUUUCACCCUCGAUGGCCCCCUCUAGCGUUAUUUAUAAUCUCUAUGCAGCCAUUUGUCAAAAAGCUGCAACUAAGUGUUUCAAGGGACAACAUGUAAUCACAUUGCAACUAUUCCAACGCUGUAAAGACAUGUAUAAAUCGAGCAUAAUUUGGCUGUAGGCUAUAUCCAUUAAAGAAGAACUAUUUUUAACUCUAUCUUCUUAAUCGACAAAGUCAUUAUAGUUACAGCUCCUUAAGAUAGAUAGUUAGAUAAACUGGUUCAUUAACUUGCCUUGCAGCAAAAGAGCUAUAUUACGUAACAUUUACUGCACCCUUUAGAAUAUUUGUUAUAUAUAAUAGUACUAUUAAAUAGUACUAAUAAAGAAGAACUAUUUUUAACUCUAUCUUCUUAAUCGACAAAGUCAUUAUAGUUACAGCUCCUUAAGAUAGAUAGUUAGAUAAACUGGUUCAUUAACUUGCCUUGCAGCAAAAGAGCUAUAUUACGUAACAUUUACUGCACCCUUUAGAAUAUUUGUUAUAUAUAAUAGUACUAUUAAAUAGUACUAAUAAAGAAGAACUAUUUUUAACUCUAUCUUCUUAAUCGACAAAGUCAUUAUAGUUACAGCUCCUUAAGAUAGAUAGUUAGAUAAACUGGUUCAUUAACUUGCCUUGCAGCAAAAGAGCUAUAUUACGUAACAUUUACUGCACCCUUUAGAAUAUUUGUUAUAUAUAAUAGUACUAUUAAAUAGUACUAAUAAAGAAGAACUAUUUUUAACUCUAUCUUCUUAAUCGACAAAGUCAUUAUAGUUACAGCUCCUUAAGAUAGAUAGUUAGAUAAACUGGUUCAUUAACUUGCCUUGCAGCAAAAGAGCUAUAUUACGUAACAUUUACUGCACCCUUUAGAAUAUUUGUUAUAUAUAAUAGUACUAUUAAAUAGUACUAAUAAAGAAGAACUAUUUUUAACUCUAUCUUCUUAAUCGACAAAGUCAUUAUAGUUACAGCUCCUUAAGAUAGAUAGUUAGAUAAACUGGUUCAUUAACUUGCCUUGCAGCAAAAAAGCUAUAUUACGUAACAUUUACUGCGUCCCUUUAGAAUAUUUGCUAUAUAUAGUAGUACUAAAAAAUUGUUUAAGAUGAUUAUUUCAGUUCAAUGCAAAACUACGAUGUGAUCCAUUUGUCCUAAGAACAUAUAGCAAUUAAUGUACAAAAAGCUUGGUUGGGUCUAUAAAUUGGAUUGGCGACGGUAAAUCUAAGUAUAGACAGCUGCUGUGGGAAAGAUAUACACUGAAAAAUAUUGGCAGAAUUUCGACGUUUCUACGGCGAAGGAGCUAGCGGUAUCCACGCAUCCUUCAUAUCGGCUAGCUGUCUGCAGUUCUCAUCUUUACCUGCACUGGCACCGAAGUAUAUAUAUGAAUAUCUGCCAUAAAACACGUGGCAGAGCAAGCUUUCAUGCAAACUAAUUUGCUCUAGGCUAUGUAAAACGUGUACUGCCUUUAUGUCUAUGCUCUUGUCUCGAUGCGCUUGUUAGUUUUCCAUUUAUUUGUAAUUGAUUCACAUAUGUCCUCUUGCGAAAUCUCACAACGUUUUCUUUCGCAACAGACCGGUCAUUACUUUUGGCGGGGGUGGCACAGAAGGGAAAAGGAAAAGGUUGGGUAAAUGAAAAACAAAAAAACUCAAGGGUUGAGAAAUAAAUUUUUUUUUGUCAUUUCCAAAGCAUGAUUCAAAUAUUGAAGACUAAUAGCAAUGUCAACAGUCACAUGUCAAUGCAUUAUCAAUCAGAGUCACUAGCUAUCUUGAUCGGGAGGCAAAUGGUGUCUCCAAAGUACUUGUGCGGACAACAUGAAACUUUAGACUGCAGAAAAUUGCGCAAGCAGUUAUCAAACUCGCGUGGUAAAGGAUAUGUGUGACAACUGAAUGGAAUCCUUUUCUAAGGUUUUCUGGCCAGGGGUGGGUAUUUAUUUUUUAAUUGAUAUUCGAAGUUGGGUAAAAAGAUUGACAUUUUAAUGGUUGGAUCAGCAAAAUGUUUACCAAGAUAAACAUUUCUCUUCAGUGCCAUAAAUAAUGACUGGUCCCUAAUGAACUAUAGACAUGCAUGCAUGCUAGAAAAAAGUACAAACGAAAAGAUGGUACAUGGUAAAUAUAGAAGCAGUAGGUUCUAGCUAGAAAAGUAAGAGAGGGAAGGGAAAGUAAAGGAGGGUUGAAAAUAAUGAAAGAAGGAAGGAGAAUUGAUAUUGGAAAUGAUAUAUAUGGUAGAUAUACUGUAUUCGUGAAAGUAGAAUUUUUUAGACAUUCUAGUGAUGCUACUUAGUACAUUAUAUUGUUCCUAUCCGGGUGUCAUACCAUGCAUUACAAUAUUACACUAUAUCAUAGCACACCAGACCAGACUAUGUAUUACACAACGCAAACCAAAUCAAACCAAACCAAACCAAACCACACCAUACCAUACCAUACCACCACAACAUGACAUAACAUGUUAUGCAAUGCCAUCCCACGCCAAACCAUACAAGUCAAGCCAUUUCAAAUCAUACCAUGCAAUACAAUGCUGCACCACACCACACCAUGGCAAACCAAACCACAUCACACCACACCAAGCGAAACAGCAUCAUACCACACCAUACUACAUUAACUCCAACAUUAAUACGGCAAUUUUACAUAAUUCCUUUCUCUUUUCAGGCGUUAUGAAAAAUCCACCAACCAUGUGGAAAUAAACGACGAUACGCGGGCGGCAUUAACCUCCAACACCUCACCCCGGUUGUUGCCGGGCGUCGGCGACAUUCUACACGAAGUAAAGAACUUAAAACAACAGCUAGCAACAGUUAAAGAAGAGAGGGACGAAUUCAAGGAAGAAGUAACCUUUUUGAAAUACCAGUUAGCAUACCGGGCACAAGUUGAGAACUUACAAAAAGAAAUGAGCGAAAAGAAGGACGCGAAGCCUGGGUCCAAGAAAACGAAGUCAGUACGAUUUGCGGCGAGCAUUGCCGUGAACGAUCGACACCCUUCCGAAGAUGAAACAGAUGAUUCUAUCGAUGGGUCCUCCUUUGAGGAAUCCAUAGACGAAGUCGAUUCUAGUUUCGAUGUUGACGAAUAUGAACGACUUAGGACUCAAACGGAAGAGCUACAAGAUGUCCUAUAUGAUUUUUAUCACGAUUCAAAAAUGGAUGGGAAAAACGGCAACAUACUCAUUGGCGAUAUAGAAACCCACCCGUCGGAGUCGAUAAGCUCUUUAGUAUGCAGAGUGUUGGUUAAUUAUGAUAAAUUAUGCGAGGAACAUCGGAUACUCGAGGAGGAGAAGUCGAAGCUUGACGAAGAUAAGAUUCAGUUAACGAACUCGAUGGCGAAACUUCGCGAACAACUUCACGAUGCUGUUGAUUCAAAUAUCGAGGAAAUUGAAGAUUUGAAUCACGAGAAUGAAAACCUACGUUCUCAGGUUAAAACUUUAGGCGGGAAAAACGCUGACAUUGUCUCAACCUUGAUAAAAGCCCGGGAAGAAUAUAUUAAUCGUUUAAAAGCUAUAAGCGACAUUUCUAAAGGUUCGAACUCUGAUAAACUUCUACAAAGGUUGAAAAACGAUUCAUUAUUGGCCGAUAACGAGCUUAAAGAGGCCAAAAAGCUGGUCGAAAAAGCCGAAGAAAAUAAAAGUAGUAAACUAAAGCGUGUUCAAUCACUACCGUCGACCCUCAGACAAGACUCGGCGGAAAAUUCUGAACGUGGCGGUCUCUUACGCGAGCUUAAAACUUGUAAAAACUUACAAGAAUCACAACGGAAACAAAUUUCGAAAAUUUUAGAUGAAAAGUUAGCUUUGGAGACUCAAGUUUCGGAACUGAAGCGACACGUUGUUUUGUUGAAAGCUGAGAGAAGGGUGAAUGUUAAAACGAAGUCGAAACUGAGUCAAACUGAAGGAGAUCAAGGAAUCGAGACGAGGGUUAAUGGGUUGAAAGAUCCAGAACCGACAUCUAGCGUUGAGGUGGAAAGCCUCACUCGAAGGAGUAAAGAUCUUGAACAAAAGUUGGAGCAAGUUAAACAAGAGAAAUUAGUCUUGGCAGGAGAGAAGACAUCGUUGCUGUUGUCGUUCGACGCAAAUAUUGAAAAGAAGGAUGCCCUAGAGGCACAGCUCGCUGCUUUGCAAGAGAAAAUGAAUGAACGUGGACAACCGAGGGCAUUGGGCACGAAUACGGUUUCUACACAAACCGAUGGUUCAUUUGAAAAUGUUGAGAAACCACUUAGCGAAACCGAUGGUGGCUUCCAAGCGGGAUAUAAAGGCAUUUCUGAAGCAAAGGUAAGGAUUGAGACCCUGAUGGAACAGCGGCCUCUGCCUUGUAAUGGACAAAUAGUGCUUUUAACCUUACAAGUGCCACAACCAGGGAUCAAUUUAACGGUCGGCCACCGGCCAUUAGCCGAGCAAAAUGCUGAUAUGGCUGUCUACUGAUUACUUUCCACGGACAUUAUGGCCGACCGUUUUGUCUCAUUAACUGAUUUGAAUAUUUCUUCCUUUAUUGUUGCAAAUCUUUUUAACAAAAUCUGCAAUCUUUAACACAUGCGAGCGAAGUUUCCGUCUGCUAGACAAUCAUAGAAUUAAUCUGACUUCGUCCCGAUCCACACAAAAAGCUAUGUCAUCUCAAUGUCAUUAUGCAUAUGGUUUUGGACUUUUGGUAGUUGUUACGGUUUUGGUUUCUAGUACUGUAACAACUGACAACGUCCCUCUUGAGAAUAAUUAAGUGUCCGAUCAUGUCCGACCAAAACAUGAGUUGGUCUGACACAAUGUCAGACAAAGUUUUCAGAAUUAUAUUGAACUCUGGCCACAACCUUUCUUAGGCCUCAUUUACAGUAGCAAUUUUUGCUGCGAUUUUUGGUCUUCUGAUGGAUGUGAACGAGUGGAUAAGUUACGAAUGUUCGGAUGAGGGUACAUGUACUCCCAACAUUGGUAACUCAUAUACUCGUUCACAUGCAUCAGAAGGAGAAAAUAGCACUAGAAAUCGGAGUAAACUGGCCCUUUUGGUAUACUCCGAUUUUUACCUGUAACCACUCAGGGCGCUUAUAUAUAGUUCGUUUUCACGGAUAAAAAAAUAAUGAAAUGAUCAGAAGUAUCUUUUCUUUGCGCGAGUUUAUCCAGACAGAUCAUCCACGACUAUACUAUAACUCGUUCUGUUUUCAUAUCAUUUAGGUGGAAAUUGAGAAAAUCCGUGUGCAAGAACAAGAGAAACAGAUCGCCAUUUUGAAACGAGAGAACGAGGCCGUGAAGGAAAAACUGAAGAAAGCUGAAGAAAUGUCUCAAACCUUGCAGAAUUGUUUGAAAGAACUCACGGAUGAAAAACAUGAACUGCUUGACUCCAUUGAGGAAUUGAAUGAAGAGAAAGCCGAGCUGGAAGAAGCCAGGUUAGCAUUGUUCGUUUGUUUGUUCGUUUGUUUGUGUGUCUGUCUGUUCCUUUUAGUAGUGGUCGCGUGUUUGUGCGUCGAUUGGGCUUUUCGAGCUUAGCACAGUUUGUAUAGGCCCCCGAUCAAAAACGACAAGCGACAAUUCCUAUUACAGACUAACUUUUUUAUCUUGACAAAAAAAAGUAUAUUCCCGCGAAGAGCAUACUAAAAUGAGUAAAAUUGCAAAGUUUGGUUACGAAAUGUUGUAAAAUGUGGAAAAUAUAGCCUUGCAAAGUUCGCAAAUUUGUAUACUUUUGUAUUGCGUGCGGAAAUUGCUACUACAUUUCGGCCGAAAAUGGUAGCAAUUUCCGCACGCAAAAGUAUACAAAAUUUGCAAACUUUGCAAAGCUAUAUUUUCCGCAUUUUACAACAUUUCGCAACCAAACUUUGCAAUUUUACUCAUUUUAGUAUGCUCUUUCUUAUGGGGGGUGAUUUGCAUCUCUUUGCCUAGUUUUUAAAAUUAGUCUACAAUGGGAAUUGUCUGUUGAAGUAUCUGUUUGUAUGUCGGUUUCUCUGUAAGGCAGGCAGGCAGUCACUGAUAUGUCGAUUAUUGACAGUUUAUUGUGUCAUUUAAGGUCGAAACUCGAAAAAGAACGUGGUGGAACAAGGCGGGAAAAAUUUGUCGCGGAUGAAGUGAGUGAUAUCCGAAAUAAAGAACGAAAAGUUGGGGACAAUUUGGAAGCGAAUAAAGCAAAAUUGGCUCAACUUGAUUUGAAAGUUGUUGAAGUCUUGACGCUGAUUGGUAACGAAGGGAUUGGAAACAAGGAAAUGAAAAGUGACCCGGAUAAAGGUGUUGAGGAUAUAAUUGGGUAAGUGUGGACAUAAUGUGAUCUAUAGAAACUGAUGGGUAUAUGUGGGUUUCACUAGGAAUAUCGUGGUGCAGAUAGUUUAGUUUAUUGAGUUUCUCGCUCUUUGGUGAGCGGAUUUCCCAACAGGCUAUUGCCCAGUUGAUAGGGCCAAUUCUUAAUAGAUAUUAAAAAUUACAUUGAAAUAUUAUUAAAGGAUAUUUAUUACCACGCCCAAACCAUGCCCACGCCACGCCUCGGCCACGCCCACUUUGUCCGCAAAAAGUGAGACGUGGACCCCCCAAGCACAUAGCCUUCGCUACGCCCCUGCCAGGGGAUCCGAUGUACCUACGAUUUAACGUCCUUAUCCGAGAAGACGCGAAACCUAAACAUUUACCGAUGUUAAUGUAAAGGUAGCUCUUUCUUCUCAGUUAGUUUAAGACCUUGAGUAGAGAUCCAACUAAGGAUUGAACGUGGGUCUCUCAGCUUGAAAGGCAAGUGUUCAAGUGACCACGACACCACAUGUGCUGGUAUAUAGUGCAUAGUCUUUCGCCUCUGACCGAGGUCCAAUAGGCAGUUGUCUCAUUAUUAUCUCGCCUCUGCAGAGUGUUAGCAGAGUGCUUGCAGUUUGAGUCUACCAAACACCACCGGUUUUCUCCUGCAUUGCAAAAAGACCCUGUGUAAUUUGACUCAAGAAUUUGAGUAAAAUAAUGCACCAACAUGCAGUGACUCAAAUUUAUGACCGAAUUUACUCAAUCUUUGGAGUAAAGGUUCAGAUUUGCUUGCUGAAUGUUUUGAGUAAAGAUUUGCUUUACUCAAAAUUGAGUAAGUUUGCUCAUAAAUUUAGAUAAUGUUACUCGAUAGUUUGAGAAAUUGUGAAUCCAAUAUUUCACUGACAUUUUUUAUUCAAAACGUUUUGCAGAGUGCAGUAACUCGUAACUCUAACUUUAGGUAAUCAGUAUUAGGUUUAGGAAUAAACAACUUGUUAUUAGAAUUCCUGAGAGUAUAUUGACACCUUCUAGAGAUCUUUAAAUGGCAUAUGACUCGAAAAUUGACGAUGUUAUUUUUUAGUCUAAUUUGAAAGAUCAUUGAAAACUGUAACUUCUUUGACAGAUUUUUGUUUUGUUGCUUCGUUUUGGAGAUAUUUCAUUUUGUAUGAUAUGCAAAGGACCAAUUUUCUACGUCACGCAUUCACUAUCAAAUAAAUUCGCUCAAAAUGAAUGAUGAGCACGAGAUUUGUCCACAACAACACCCAUGUAGGUUUUCUACUGAUUGUGUUUAGUCGUAUUAAAGAUUACAACUUUUAGGGCAAAAUCAUCGGCAUAUGUGACGUAGGAAGUUGGUCCUUUGCAUAUCAUACAAAAUGUAAUAUCUUCACAACGAAGCAAGAAAACAAAAAUCUAUCAAAGAAGUUACUCUACAGUUUUCAAUGAUCUUUCAAAUUAGACUAAAAAAUAACACAAUCAAUAUUCGAGUCAUAUGCCCAGCUGAGAAUAGCAAGGAUGUCUGGAGCUAGUGAGCAACCAAUCUGAUUGCACGAAAAGCACUAUCCCGCCUCCCGAAUAUAUGCUAACUAAGGUUAGUUUAUUUCAUGUUAUAGUAAUACUUGAUUUGUUUCAUUUCAGUUCUCUUUUAUCGACUGUGGAAAACCUCAAAGUCACCGUGACCAGCUUCAAGACAGCGUACGAGAAAACGAAAGGCGACAGUUUGCGCACGAAGAACGAGCUUGAAGCACUAAACCUCAAGAAAACGGAAUUAGAAAAUCUAGUCGAGAAAAUAACGAAACAGAAUCAAGAAAUGGUCGAGGCUGCUGAAGGGGACAAGAAAUCGCAAAAGUCACAUGAGCUUAAGAUUGAACGACUUAAGACAGAAAAUGCGAGGCUUGAAAGAGAACUGGGGGGAGUAUGCGCGACGAAAACUGGGUACGAGAAAUCUUUGGCGCAGUUGCGGCGGCGCGAGGAAGACUUGGGCCGACAGUUGAAGAAUAUUUCCAAUAAACGAGACGAUUUACAGAAAGCGUUCGAUCUUCUGAAGAAAAAAAAUACGGAAUCAUCUGCGUUACUUGCCGGUUCUACGAAUGACGUCAAAGCGGUCCGAAGUGAAAACGAGAAGCUUACGGCGGAACUCGAGCAACUCCGAGAGGAUCUCGAAGGAACGGUUGAGGACCGAGACGAGUUGCUAGAGUUACUAGAUCGCAUUGUAUGCGAGAAUGGUACGGGUGAAGAGAAGCUGGGUCUGGGACAGAAAGUCGAGCGAAUUCGCGAGAGGAGUAAGUCCGACGAAGCUUUACCCACUGUGGGAAUCAAUGAUUCCGGGAGGACUAAAUUCGUAGGGGAAAAGCUCGUGGUGGCUAGCGAAAUGAAUAUGGAUUACGCCGCGGCUGGGGAAAAUGAGUUGUUUGAGGAAAAGGGGAAAAUUGAAAAGGAUGGCAAAGGAAUGGAAGCAUUGCAAGAGGAAAAUCAAAAAUUGAAAGGGAUGGUGGCAAAAAUUUUGAGUGACCAAAAGAAAAUGGAAGUUGUACUCAACUCGCUCUCUGAAGCUAACGCUGAAGUAAAACAAGGUUUGUAAUCGAUAAAAUUGGUUAACUUUCUUUCAUGAGAAAUCAUACUUAACUUUUGGCAACCGAAAAUUUCUUGGUCUCUAUUGUUUUUGAAGUUUCCGCAUGUCUGGGACCAUAAACUUUUGUUGCCCGUCACAGCGAAGUCAAGAAAAUGUUUUGUGUUUGUUUUCUUGCAUGCUUCUUGAGCAAUACCCAAUUUAAAUUAAAAUAAAAUUAAUUAACAGAAUAAAAUUAAUCGGUCAUUUAGUAUUUUUGUUCGGCAAAUAGAAAGGUUAAGAUACCCCGGUUCCGACGAGUAUCGCCAUUUUGUUUACCAAUUUUUGCUGUCAUGUCAGCUUUUUCCUCCGUAAUUUCUACCCAUUUAUUAACCAUGAUCUACACGUAGAAGACAUACGGGUAGGAGUGUUUUCUGUUUACUAUUUGUGGGCCGUUUAAAUAGUAAACAUUUUCAAUAUCUUACCCAAAUAAAUAAUGCACAUAUGCUUGUCAAAGUUUUCAACAAUCUAUGGCGAACCUCAACAGAAAAAGUUACCAUUCUCUGAUAGGUUUUCUCACGCCGAAAUAUCUUGGAUUUCUUAUGUUAACAAGUCGUACCCCGAUUUACGGGUACGCCGUACAGGUACGUGUAUAUCACCCGUACCCAUAAACCGGAACCGGGGUAUCUUAACCUCUCUAAUGACCGAUUGCCGCCCGUUAUAAACCACAGUACUGGGCUAGUCUUGUGUAGUCGCAAAUUAUAUUGCAUUGAUGGGGCUCUAUUCUCCAAUCUGUAACCCGGCAUCAGGCGGCAUGCAACUUGUGGCAAGGCUAAUAUUUCGGCAACAAUGUUUCCUACUUUGCCCAGGGCUUAACCUUUUGAAAUUUUAUAUCCGGCUUGAAACUAUUCGUGAAUUUAGAUUACUUUUAUUACUCUUUUGUUAACCAUGUGGAUUAACUGCUUAAAAUUCUGAAUUUAUUUAACAGCAGUUAGCGAAUUUUUCACGCUUCUUAAAAUCAUCCUGUGAUUAUUAUAUCAGUACUGUAUAAUUUUGGGUAAUCCUGAUAUUUACCCAUGUACCUUACAACAGCAUCACCUUGCGGUUAUAGAGCUCGACAACUGGACUCUGUAGCUCAGUUGGUUAGAACUACACACUAUAAAUUUCGAGGAGUUAAUUGAAUGAACUCCAAAUGUGUUAUUCUGUAAACGUUUUUGGUUUACAGAAUAACACUUUUGGAGUUGAUUUAUCUCUUUAAUAUUUACAGGGUAUAGUUUUAGAUUGAGAUGACUAUUGACGGAAUAUUUAUAAAAGGAACAGCUGCGAAAAAUGCAACUUUAGGUCCCUGGCAGGAAUUGAACCUGCGGCCCUGCGAUUCCGAUGCAGCGCUCUAACCAACUGAGCUACAGAGGCCAGUUGUCGAGCUCCAACCACAAGUUCAUGUAUAUAUACUAGGGUGCUGCCAUGUAUUUAACAGUUAUUCUACGAACUCGAGUCGAAUAUGAGCUGAUAGCCGAUGCAGUGGCGUAACGGAAGAAGAGAGGCCCUUAGACAUGUUUGGUGUGGGGGCCCCUGUUGACUGUCAUUGUUUGACUGAGUCUGAGAUCUUAUAUUUAUAUUGAAUAUUUAUAGAUGUUCUGAAAAAUUAUGUGUCUAUAUAACAAUGACAAUAGCAGUCUUCAAUAUAAUAACAACUUUUAAGAAAACUUGUGUUCUAUUUGAGAUGGAAUAAAAAAAUCAGCUACCGUCGUCGACGGAGGCUUUAUUAUUUAGCAUUAUUAAUUUUGUAUUUUCCCAUUGAUUCUUAACCUGCAUUUUUUACAUUUUCUAAUUUUCUGGGCGAUAGGCCGUGGAUGAUGGGGCCAUUAACUGUCGGGGGCCCUUAACUGUCGGGGGCCCUUAACUGUCGGGGGCCCUUAACUGUCGGGGGCCCUUAACUGUCGGGGACCCUUAACUGUCGGGGGCCCUUAACUGUCGGGGGCCCUUAACUGCCGGGGCCCUUAACUGUCGGGGGCCCUUAACUGUCGGGGGCCCUUAACUGUCGGGGGCCCCUAACUGUCGGGGGCCCUUAGUUUUUGAACUAACCCUACCUAAUGAGCGUUACGCCACUGAGCCGAUGAGGCGCGUAGCGCUCUAUCGCUCUUAUUCGACGGCUAUCGCUCUUAUUCGACGAGAGUGAGUGGAAUAACUGUUUUAUUAUAUACACAAGGUCUGAAUUCACAGACUUUGCUUUUCGGAUAUUUUCAAUAUUUUUCUAUUUUGUUUAUGUUUUUAUCUUCGCUCUUUCGGCCGAUUAUUUUUUCAAUAAUAUAUAUUUUUAACCAUUUUAAAUUUUAAAAAUUUAUUUGCUAACCUAAAAACAAUUUGUGGGAGUUUUUUCAUUGUGUUUUUAAUCCUGUAAAGGCUAUAAAAAGCGACAACUUGCCGUUUUCUCGUUUGCAAAACAUCGUAAAUUCAGUUUGGCCGCCAUUUUGUUUUUCUCUACUAGCAGGAUAUGAGCUAAUAUCCUGCUAGUAGAGAACCAAUCAGAUUGCAGAAUACCUCAUAUCCAGACCUUGUGUAUAUAAUAAAGGUUAUUAGACCUAACCAGGACCAGAAGCGAAAAAUACAACUUGAGGUCCCUGGUUAGGUGUAUUAAAUGUAUAUAAAUUUCCACUCGACAAUUUUCAUCCACAAUACCCAUCAAAUAUCUCUAAAAGGGUAUUGGUUUCACAGGUGCCAAUUUAUGGAAGAAUUUACCAGUUCAAAUUAGAAACACUGAGAGCUUAGCAAGUCUCGACUCGCUUCUACGUGCAGCUAACCUGAUAUAAUUUCAUUUGUAAUACCCUUAAUUAUGUAGUUGUGAAUUUAUAUCCUUAGGCUUACUUUGUAAUUUUAAAUUUUACCUGUUCCCCUUUCGAAAUUAAUUUACAUUGAAGGGGUUAGCGUGUUUAAAUAAGUUUACCUUACGUUUAGCUUUGCAGGAAGUAGGAUUAAAACGCCUAGUGACGUCUAAACAAUUAUUCUCUUCAGGCUUGGAGGAAUCAUUGGAGCAUACCGAACAGAUACGACUACAGGGAUCGGAAAACGGUCGUGGUCAAGGCGCGGUGGACUUCGCUCCCGAUUUCUCUACGACGUCCGACGAAAACGCCGAACUUCGCCGUCUUCACGAAGCGAUGGUGGGCACGAAUGAAGCCCUGAGCGCGAACCUACGCCGACUGCACGACGAGAAAACCCGAAGCGAGCAAUUGAAAGCCUCGUUUCAGGACGUCACCAGAAAGAACGUCGCUUUGGAGAAAAAUAUCGAAAGUUUGACAAAAGACAAGGAAAGGACAGGAAAGGACAUUUUAGACUUGGAAAAGAAACUGAGAGAUUCGGGAAAGGAAACAAAGAAAGCGAAAAACGAAAAACUCGAUUUGGAAAGUAUGUUGGACGAAAAUAACGGCCGAGUCAAAGACUUGAAAUUUCAAAUUGAUUCGCUGACCGAAAUUAAUCAAGACUUACGCGAAACAAACGAAAAAUUAAGCGGUUCCUCCAAGGAAUACGAGAAAAAAUGGUCACAAUUAAGCAAUAGGUUUGACGAACUUGAGUCCCAAAACGAAGACCUCAAAAAAGCGAAAAAGCGGCUGGAGGGGGAAUUGGCCGAGCAAGGUAAACAAAAGACUGGGCUCGAGAAAGAAUUCGCUGAGCAAGAUAAACAAAAGACUGGGCUCGAGGAAGAAUUGGCCGAGCAAGGCAAACGAAAAACUGAGCUCGAGUCAGAUCUUGAAAAGUCGAAAGACACCAUUGUCUCGCUUCAAGCCGAAAUCUCAAGUUACACUAGAAAAGAUUGCGAAGUGAAAAAGAGCCUGGAAACGAGUGAACGCGAAUUAAAAUCACUUCGGGAAACAGCAGGCAAGGUUACUAAGCUAGAACAGGACGCCCAAGCCGCAGACGCGUUGAGAACUGAUAUGGAAGACAUUAAGAAAACGCUAUCGGAGCGAGAGCAGAGGGUCGCCGAACUUGAAAACGACGUUACUCGGUUGAAGAAAGAUAUUCAAAACUCGCAACGGUUUGUGAAAGCUGUGAGUCAGGAGAAUGAUACGCUACGAGAUUCGUUAUCGGAAUGGGAGCGAGAAGCGAGCAAGUUACGUAGACAUGUUCUUCAACUUUCACAGGACGCCGAGAAUCAUAACCACAGCGGGGAAGGCAAGAAGGCCUCGAAAUCACAAGAGAUCGAUAAGGUAGGUCACUCUUGUUUACACCCGCUUGGGAAUUUUGCUAGAAAGGGAUUAUUCAAUUAAGGUUUUAGAGGCUUAGAUAUAAAUCGUAUAACUUCCUGUGUUUUAAAAGUUGUAGCGUGUUGGUAUGUGUACAUGCAGUAUACAUAUACCAAGUCCAUCAAUGACAGUUUGAUUUAAGUAUACGUACUUUUCAGAUUUUAUGGUAUAUUCUCGCCAGGCUAGACUUCAAACGGUUGGUUCUCAGCGUAGGGCCUUAAGAUGCGCGUCCUUUGUGGCAGAAUUUCGCUCGCGUAGGAGGUUAUUUUGAAACACACGUCCUGUGUGGCACACUCAUAAAAGUUUAAACUUGAAGUGGUCGUUCUCAGCGUAAAGAGUGUAGUCUUGAAAUACAUCUCCUUUCUAACAGAUUUUCGCUCGUCUGAAUGCCAAACAGUUACUAUACUGAUUUCUCAGCGUAGGUAGUGGUUUUUGAAUGCACCUCUUUGUGGUAGAUUUUAAACGUCUUACGCUCAUUUAAACAUCAAAAAAUUUGUUCUCAGAAUAGGUAACACUCACUCGUUCUUUGUGUUACAUUCCCGCUAGCCUAUUUCGAAUCUAUAUCAAAUAUGGGGUUUUGUCUGUAAUUAUUCCUUGUUAUACGAUGCUAUUCUCGUGUAUUCGGUAUUAUAACAAAAGCGUUGUUGUCAAAAAGGGGAUUAGUCAACAAACAGUUCUGGAUUUGAGAGCCGGUUAAUUAUGUUCUUGUGUUAAAAUAAUAAAAAUAUAUAGUAUAAAAUGUACUUGAAACUAAGUGCAUAUAUAUUGGCCCGCUUACAGUAUUUAUACAGUAUAUUAGCCGCUAUGUUUUGUUUCAUAAUCAUUGUAACGGCCUGUUAACAAAAUGACAUUGCAAAAUUUGCUAUUUCUAAAGGAAUAUUUACAUAAGCAAUAUCUAUUGCGAAUUUACUCAUGAAAGUAUACUUGUUUUGACUCGAGUACUUUCGUGAGUUCUCCACUCAAUCCCCGCCAGCCGAAGUCACAGAAAAUCCUCAAUAUCUUGCGUUUAAACUGGCAUUUUAUAUUAGCAAAUCCAGAUAUUUCUAUACCGCCAAAAUCGUGGGCAACUGUUCACAUUGUAUUAUUGAUCGAUCCCAAAACACGCAAAUAGACGUCUUCGAAGGUAUUUUACAACUCAUUAAAAGCAAUUUUAACUUAAUUUGGUUAUAAAGUGUUCACACAAAGCCAAAGGCAUGAUCGGUAUUUCUUAACCUUUGUGUUCCACCAACGUCAUACUGAGUUAGCUCUGAUACACUAACUAUUUGCAUAAAUCUUUGGCAGCAACCAUUCCAGCCACAGUGCGUGGUAACAGUGCUUGUGUCUUUCAUCUUUGACUUUGUGACUAGUGCUCGGGAUGUCGAAUAUGCAAGCUAAACUUGAGCAGAGUGUUUCCAGUUUGACUUCAUCAAACACCGCAUCAUCACGUUUUUUCCUUCUGUACUAACUGGGUCAUGGAUAUGGCAUGAUCCUCGUAUUAACCGAUAGAGUUAUCCUUUAUCUUUUGCUCUCUUAUAUCGCCUUUCCGUUCUUUGUUUCAAAAUCCCCCUCUCCAAGGAAACAACGGACUUUGAGAUCACAGACAAAAGUCUUUUAUAUUUCGUCCAAAAAAUAAUCAAACAUUGUGAUAGUCGGGAAACGUCUACGUUUUUUUCCUUCAACAAUCAGAAGAUUGUACAAAAUCAUUUGACAAAGUCAUUUACAAAAUCAUUUUACAAAAUAAUUUGACUCGAUCGCUUCUUACUAGAAAUUGCUUUACGUACUUUUAGACAAAAGCCUUGCGAGAAUUUACCAUAUCCACUACAGUAUCGAGUCAUUCUUCUAAACAAUUGUUUAAUUAUCGGCCAAUGCAAAUAGCAGGCAAAUCUCGUAUAGGAACGUACUCAACCAGAACGAAUUUUGUGUGGGAAACUAUAUGCAGCCGUGAUAUAUAUCUGAACUACCUGGAAAGAUUUAAAUGAUUGGUGAAACCUUUCACUCGAUAGUCUUUUUAUUUUUUUUUUCAUGUAGUGUACAAACCACGGCAGCUUAUUGUAGAAUACUACCUACACUAGACCAUCACGUUUGAGAUUUCUUUUCCAGGCACAGCCCACGAAAGCUUAUUGUAGAAUACUACCUACGCUGGACCACCACGUUUGAGAUAUCUUUUCGAGGCAGUUCAGACAAAAUCCAUAACAGCUUAUGUAGAAUACUACCUACACUGGACCAUCAUGUUUGUGUAUCUUUUUCAGCAAGUUCAGACAAAAACCACGACAGCUUAUUGUAAAGUACUACCCACACUGGAUCACAACGUUUGAGAUAACUUUUUCAGGUAGUUCAGACACAAACCACGACAGCUUAUUGUAAAGUACUACCCACACUGGACCACCACGUUUGAGAUAGCUUUUACAGGUAGUUCAGACACAAACCAUGGUAGUUUGUUGUAGCAUACUACCUACACUGGAUCACCACGUUUGAGAUAACUUUUUCAGGUAGUUCAGACACAAACCAUGGUAGCUUAUUAUGGAAUACUACCUACACUAGACCACCACGUUUGAGAUAUCUUUUUCAGGUAGUUCAGACACAAAUCACGACAGCUUAUUGUAGAAUACUACCUACACUGGACCACCACGUUUGAUAUAUCCUUUCAGGUAGUUCAAACACAAACCAUGGUAGCUUAUUGUGGAAUACUAUGGAACAGCACAUUUUAUAUUUCAUCAGAGAAUUAUACAAGACAAACUCGGCCGGGUACGUUAGGGGCUCAUUCAAAAACAAGUUUCUAAUGUAAUCCCUCUUUUAAUUCGUCUAGGUGAGGUCGGUGAAGGCGUUUGAGGCGAUGCAAGUCGAAAUGGACGCCAUUAACAAGCAUUUGAAAUCUCUGACCACCGAAAACCAAGAGCUUUCCACGAAACUGGAUGCCCUUACCAAAGAAAACACAGCAGCAAGGGACAGAAACAUUGAACUGUUGACUCGUUAUGACAUGUUAGGCAAAGAACUGGAAAAGAAAACAGCUGAAAUGAAUAAACUGAGCAAGGACGGGAAAGAUUCGCGCUCGAAGAAAAACAACGAAAAACAUGAAAAAGAAAAGAACUCGCUUCAAACGAAAAUUGAUAAGCUGGAACUAGAAAACAAGCUGCUGAAAAACAGUUUGGCAAAUACUUUAGACGAACAGAAACGGCUUGCAGAGAGUUUAAAGAAUUUAGUUGAUGGCAAGAAAGUCCAAAGGAAAAAUAGCGGAAAGUCGAGAAAAGAUAUUGUUAGCGAAGAGUAUGAAAUACGUACGGAGAUUUCCGGACUCACUACGACAAAGCCCGAUCUGAUCCGAGAUUCCACCGAGGUGAAGGACGAGUACAUGAUCGUGGAACAGCGGAAAUACAGAAGCGAGUUAUCCACGGUUGAAAACAGUGGGACCGAGGCGGACAUUAAGGACUUGGUUGCCGAUUUAUUAAAAGGACAAAUGAACCUGAAAGGUUAUUGUCAUGAAAUUUCGAAGGUUGUUAAAGAUAAGACGUCACACAACUCAAAGGACGAAGUCGAUGGUAAAGGUAUAAACGAAGCGAAAGUUAGUUUGGACACAACAAAAGCCGAGUUGGAGAAGACAGCUGAACUCAAGAAAGACUUGGAGUCUAGUUUACAGAAGAAGGAAGAAGAAUUGAGCAAAAGCGGCGAGGAGAACGCAAAACUCGAAAGCGAGCUCGCAAACAUUAAAGAAAAAUGCGAAAAACUACAAACUGUAUUUCGUAAACUGAUCCUUGUGAUGAAUGACAAAAAAGCCGGGGAGAAAAAGAGCGGCGAAGAAGGGGAAGGGCCGACGAGUAUAAUCGACCAGAUUAAAGGUAUUAAGAAGAAAUACACGACAUUGAUAACUGAAAAAGAGAACUUGGAAUCGAAAGUUUCCGAAUUACAAAAAGAAAUCGACGAGUACAAAGCCAGGGCGAAGCAGGUGGAAGAGCGGACCAAGGAUAGCAAGAAAAAACAAGAAAAGUCUGAGAAUAAAAGCUCUUCGGAAGACAAGGAAAAAAUCUUAAAUGAACUGUUGUUAUCCACGGCUCGGAACAAAACACGGUUGCUUGAAAAGCUACAAGAAAUAUUCGACGAGUUCUCAAAAGUGAAGUCAAAACUCGAUAAAGAAUUGGAUAGCCAAGAGAAAGAAUCAAACCUGGAGAAAAUAAACCAAGAGUUUUCAGAGUCUAUUAUGCAUACCGAGAGAUUUAUACAGUCAGUCGCUCAUGACCGGCCGGUUACGGUCGUCGCCGAUUCGGCUGACGAGAAGGACCCGAACUUGGAACUAGCAAAAGAGAACGAAGAGCUGAUUGGACGAAUCAGUGCCGUUCAAUCGUCACGACGGCGGGAAUCGAAGAACUAUAAAGAUGAGUUGACGAAAAUUGAAAAGAAUAAAGUGGAAGCUGUGAAAGCUGAAGAAACGAAGUGGAAGGAUGAAAUGGAGAAGAUGAAAGCAGAAUUUGAGAAGAAAAUAAAAGAAAAGGAACAAGCUGCAACUGAAGUGAAAAAUUCGUUAAAACAAGAAAUAAGUCAACUGAAGCUUGACAUACGAAGAAUAUCUGACGAGCACGAAGUCGCACAAAGGACUGCUCGCAACGAAGCUCGUUUGGCCGCUGAAAAGUUGGAAGAAAAGAUUAAACUCCUGAAAGCAGAGAUGGACAGGAAGCUGUUGGAGAAGGAUUCAAAAAUAGUUGAAGUUAAACGCAAAGCCGACUCUGGCGUGAAGGAAAACGCGCAAAUGGCGGAAAGAGAAAUUUCACAAGUGCGCGCAAAUUGGGCUGACGCUGAACGGAAACUGCGCGUCGCGUCCGAACAGAAAACUGACGCGGUUAGAGAAUUGGAACGAGUCAAACAAGAUCGAAGCGAGGAAGGAGGCAGAUCUGCGCGUGAUCUUCAGAAACUUAAGGUGGCACUGGAGAAUGUUCAGAAACAGGCAACCGAGAGAGAAGAUGGGUUUAAGAAGGAAAGGGAUAGAUUGCAGAGGACUAUAGCAAACCUUGAAGGACAAGUUAGGAAUGCUGAGAUGACUGGGUUAGAACGCACUCAAACUAAGAUCAGCGAGCUCCAACGCUCUCUCGACGAGUUAUCCAAACAAAAACAACAAGUUGAAAUGGCAAGGCGAAACUCCGAACAAAAUCUGGUUGCAGAAAACGAGAGGCUGAGAUUUGAAACGUCGAGAUUGCAACGCGAACUUUGGGAACUUAACCAGCAACGUAGGACCAAUGGGGGUAAUGAUAUACAAAGACGUCCUGAUUCCAACAUAUCCUCCGGAGAACGUGUGAAGGUGAUGGGCACGGUGAGACAAGCCCCGAUAGAGAAACCCCGCAUGGUAACCCCUGUAGAAAGUGCCCCAGGACCUUUCCCCGGUGGUCCAGGUCUUUACCCCAGUGACCCACAACGCAGAACUGUAAAGGUCCGGGAAGGUCAGGCAACAAGUGUACAUGUGACUCGCGUCCAGGACCAACGAGUACGGCGGAGUAGCGAUCAACGUGACCCGAUAUCUGACGAGCUCAAUGAUUCCCCAAAUGCGGUGAUCCUGGCACGACCCAUGCAAGCCCGCACGCAAGCACACCCACCGCCUCAAAAACAGGCAGCUCCGCCGCCUCAAAAACCCCAACCCGAGUGGGAAGCACGGCAAGACAAUACAUGGCCUAUGAGGAAAGAUCCCUCUAAGUACCCAUCUAACAACACACGUUACAAAGAUCCACCCGCUCGCGCGCAACCUUCAUCGCCAAGGACUGGGUACUACAAAGAAGAUUCCCGCCAAAGGCCUGGUUACCCAAGUUCUAAACCAAUCACGAGACAGACUCAAGGCAGCCUAGAAGCGGAAGUGACGUUAUCUGACAACCGUCGUGCGGUAGAGAUAAAGAAACUUCCGGUUAAAGAGAAACCGCGUUCCACAAAGUUUCGCCAUGAGCGUCGGCCGUCAGUCGGUUCGGAUGACGUAUUUGUUCCGAACAGUUCCGUUGCCAAUCCGAGUCUGACGUCACAUGGAAGCAAAACUGGCGACUUCUGGCGCUCUCGGUCACUCGAGGAUUUACUGAUUUCCGACGAUAGACCGAUGAAACAGUCGGAGCACGUCGUCCGAGCACAUAAUCAGAAAUUACCGAAAAGCUUUUCGGGCCCCAGGAGAGGCGAUCCAAGGUUGGCCGCUGCUAAAGCUGCGCAGCAAGGAAGGGGGCCUGGGAAUCAAGCUGGUGGUAAAAAAGUGGCGCCUCUAAAAGGAAUGGAAUAUGUUUUGUUUCAAUCCCAAAUGUAAGCCCAGCUGAGAGGUGUAACAGGUACAAAUUGAAUUUUGUUAAAUCGAACGAAACUACUGGGUGUAUAAAAAAACGAGACCUUUAGAAAUCAAGUUAUUGUUGGAAUUUGAAUGCAUAGCACUGGGUGGUGCGUAAACCAGAAUAGAAGUGAGUAGGAAAGUUUCCAACAUACGAAUUAUGUGCUGAUUAAUUUAACGCAGCGCGUAAAAUCUCGUUGCUCUGUGGUCAGUUUUGUUCGAAUUGGUGACAUGCAUUAUAUUUAAUAGGAGCUAUUUUAAAUUCCCAGGAGCAUAAAAUCUUGUGCUUAACAACAAUAGCUUGAUUUCUAAAGCUCUCGUUUUUUUAUACACCCUGUGGAUAUUGCACUAACAAUAUCGAACACUUACCUUUCUGGGGGAAUAAAGGGCCAAUACUUCUCUCGUAAUUAUGUUUCCUUGGAUAUAGACUCUCGCUUUCAUGACUGAGACUUGACUUUACAGAUUUUAAUUUUGUUACUGGUGACGUAAUUGUGACCCAAGAUUUCGCCACAAAAUGAGAAUUUUAUCACCAGCGAUAAGUUAAAAUGCUGUAAAACAAGAUUUCAGUUACGAAAAUGAGGCUCUCUAAGCCAAGCAAAGUAGAAUAAAGGGAAAUAAUUUUUUUCAAACUAACCAACUUCAAACUCAGUGGCGAAGCUAGCCAACAGGUGAUGCUAUGUAGAUUUCUAAUCAAUUUGCCUGAUGAUUCAAACCUUUAGAAGUGUAUUGUCUUUAACCUAUUUAGAUGCUGGCUGACCAGUUGCCAUGACAAGCUUCGCCACUGCUUAAAGCCGUUCAGUUAUGCGCUCUUACAAAAAUCGUAAUCUAUUAAUGAAUAAUGACCGUAGUGGACCAUUUGGACUGAAAUAGACAAUAUCGAAAUGGACCAAUUGUCAUUUAUAGUUAAAUAAGUGGGUGUCCUGAUGUAAAAUUCGUGAAAAAUUAACGCAGUAGAAUAUUUAGUAAUUAUAAAAUAGCAUGCAAUUGCAUGAUUGUAGCGCACGAUAUUCAAAUCAUUCAAAUAGAUGUAAAUCUUGCUUUUCACUUAUAAUACAUAAUAAUCUGCAAGAUAAUAUUUAAAAGAAUAUAUAUAGCAUUAACAUUGUAUUUUUGGAAUUACGUA
This is a messenger RNA of Paramuricea clavata, 32269 nucleotides long. NCBI's taxonomy places the organism in Eukaryota, Metazoa, Cnidaria, Anthozoa, Malacalcyonacea, Plexauridae. The record is from the annotation of a GenBank genome assembly.